GACUGGAAGCCCUCCAAGGUCCCUUCCAACUCUGUUAUUCUAUAUUCUCUAUAAAUGCAGCAUUUCAGAUUCAGUUGCAAAAAAGACACAUUGGAUCAUAUGGGGAUGCUCACUUAGCUCCUGCCUUUUUUGCCAGGAUUGUGUGGCAUCCUAUCACAGCUCCAACAUGAUCUCAGAAGAAGAUGCAUUUUGUUUUAGGAUAUUUCAUGUGCAUCCCACAUGGCCUGAACUACUUUUUGGGCUUUGAAUUUGAAGCUUAGCAUGGAUCUAAAAUCUUUUUUGGAACAUAAGAAAUUCCUAACUUUAUAGAAAAAUGGAAUAUUGCAACAACUGCUAACAAUAGUGACAGUGUGACUAUACUAUAUGCUAUGGGCUGAGACUUUUCUCAUAUUCUUUUUUAUCUUUUCUCUGCCAUGUCUUGGGCCCUAUUUAAAAAUAUGUUUCAUAUAGACUCUAUUUCUAGUUUUCAAAAGUGCCACUGUCUGCCUUUUAGAAAACAAAACUAUCCAUUUAGUAGUAAAAAGUUGGAUAUUAUUAAUGGACUCAUAGAAGGGGCUACUGUGUCUCAUCUGAGCCCAAGUCUAUACCACAGUGGUUUCUUUCACUGGUAUUUGCUGCCAUCUUUUUUUCUUCCUCAUCUUCCCAACUAUAGGAACAAGAUUAAAAAAAAAGAAUGCAUCUUCCCCUUUUUUUCUAACAGUGAAAGGUGAAACAACCACAAAGGCUACAAAUCCAGCAACAUACACUCAGUUUGCAGAAACUGAUGCCAUCUGAGGCAUGUUACCAGACAAUGUGGAGUCAAAAUUGUUUAAAAUAAUUAUUAGAAAAUAUUUAACAGUGAAGAAAAACUAAGAUGAGUGUUGGCCUUAGAGAAGCAGCAUUAGAUUCAAAGAGUAAAUGUAAACAAAGCUAAGCUAUUGAAGACUCAGCUUUGGAGAAAAAUAGUAAAAAGAAUCAGAUCCUUGAGUUCAUCCAACUCCCUUUCCCAAUAAAGUCUAGAAGACAAGGGGGAUUGGAUUGCCCUUAAAAUCAUGGAAUACUCCCAUUCAUCAACCUGGAGCUUCUUUCCUUUUUUUUCUUAUAUCAUUUUUCAAGGAUUUAAUUUCUAUAAUUCCUGGCCAUAUUGGAUAAACAGUCUACUUGCUUGUAGAAGUGUUUAUUCUGAGCUGAUGUAAUGAAAAUGAUUUUAAUGGACAGUUAUUUUCCAUACUUUUACCCUUUGGACCCAGACAUUAACCUGACUAGAUCUGCUCAGCAAUUCCUCUUUUCUUACAUUCACACAUAUAUUGAGGACUGUUCACCAAAUUGCCAAUACCAUUCUAGGGUGAGCUCCAUUUUGGAAAAGGCUGCACUAAACAAAGUAACUUUCUUUACGCAGCAUCAGAAUAAACGGUGAACUUCUUUGAUGCUUGAUUCAAUUUCUAAAAGCAAGUGACUCUGGUUGGCAUACAACAAAGCUGAAGCAAUAUCAAAAAAACAUUAUUAUUUAAAAAAAAUAAGAACAGAGCCAAAACAAAUAACAGAUAAAUUGAUGUUAAUAGUAAUGGAGCCACCUCAUUAAUUUAGUUGCCCUUAGGAUUCUCAAGGCCUACUGACAUCACCAAAUCUUGAGAGACCAGAAGCUUGGAAUUGAUGGGGGGAAGUGAUCGGGGGAAGAAGAAACAACAGCAUGGAUGUCACAAUAGAAAAAGCCCACUGCCUAGGGCCCACCAAAUGUAGUUCUUAGAAAACAGAACCCGUAUCCUAGCCCACUUUGCAGAUGAAACCUGUGACAAUCACUCAACUAACCCAAUCCCAUGCAAUGUGGGGCUUUAAAGGUCAACAUCAGCACCUUGAAAUGGACCUGGAAACAAUACAGCCUAUGAAACAGAUGUAACAUGUUCUACCAGAAACAUAAUUGCAUGCAUUGCUGCAUUUUGUACCAGCUGAAGUUGUUGGAUAGUCUUCAAGGGCAGCCCCAUGUACCGCAAAGUUUACAGAUUCUGCUAAAGCAAAUCCAAAGAAGUCAUAUUACGAAUUUGUACAAGUGAACUCAGCCAUUACCUUUGAAUAUACUGUAUACUCAUUCUCAAGAGUGAGAAUUUACAUAUGUAUAAAGCCCAAGCCAAACAAACUGCAUAUUGGCAAUGCAGUAUAAGCCUAGUUAUGUAAACUACGGUGUAUCAUACAAUGCAAUAUUGUGAUCCCAGCCUGUGAAUAUUAUGUGCACCUUUGCUGGCUAGUGUGAUGCCUGAUGAGGCAAGGGAAUUGGCAAAUAACCUCUCCAUUUAUUUCCUUCUAUCCUCAUCCUCUGCAGGUUUCUUCUUCAUCUUUUAGUGGCUUCCUUACAUCCUUAGCACUGGCUCCUAUUUGCCAAAUAUCUGCCUUAUUUUUUUUUCUUCCUGAUUUUCUGUCCAUAAUUUUUAUAAAAGACUUCUUAUUGGAAGUCAGCUUAUCAGCUUCUUUGCUGAUCUAUACUUCUCUUGUCUAGCCUGAAUGGAAGAUGUGCAGUAGCAGGGAUCAUAUCCAGGACUUUUAGCUUUCAAAUACAUGAGUGGGGCUGCAGGAUGAAGGGGUGUCUAGGAAUGACUGACAAUGGUUCCCCACAAUAAUAAUGAUCAAGAACAAUAACAUUUCAGGAGAAGUAUUCAUGGUUCUUAACCACAGAGGAAAGUCUUUAAUGCACAAUAUAGUCUGUAACAGAGUUGAAAUAUACGUUUCCUGUAAGAAACAUUGUAUACGUAGAAAAUGAUCCAAAAUAAUUGAGAAUAUAGACUAAAUUGUGAUUAUAAAUAAAAGUACAACUCUUCCAUUUAUUUCCCAAUUCAUGGCAUAUUACUUCCUUUAGAUAAAUAGAAACAAUACAUAUUUUCCCUAUUUCUAGAGAUAUUUAGAAUUUUAGCAUUAUUAUUUUUGUAAAAAAUAUUAAACAUAUCAAAAAUACAGAAGAACAAGCCCUAUUAGAGAAUACAUGUAGUAGCCUUGAAAUUUCUAGCUUAAAACAUUCAAUAACUAUGCACAUAAGUUUUAUCCAAGUUUUUCAGUUGUGUGGAAUUCAACAUUUCUUCUACCAGGAAACAAGUUAACUUUUUUAGUUUUGUUGUAUCUGUUUAUGGUGUUAAUUUAACAAUACUUAUAAAUCAAUGCUAUUUUAAAAGGCAAAGUCUCUUGGCAGCUGAGUUCAGUCCCUGUUGGCUCCCCCCCCCUCCCCGCAAUUCCAGAGGUUUCAGAAGCAAACCUCACAGGGUUUUGGUCCCUUUCUCUAUGGAACUUACCAAUUGAUGCUUACGAUAAAUUUCAGAGUUCGAUGAAUGUUACUAUCUCUGAAAUACUUCACGACUCCAAACUGCAGUCAGUGUUAGAGCGUCGGAUCUUUAAGUGGUUCAAUAUUUUUCUCAGCCCCGCCUUUAGAGUGGAGUCAGAGAAGGCAGCAGGGUGGAAGACAGCAGCGCCCCCUUUAGCUCACCUCCGGUCAAUCAAAAAGGACAAUGACAUAGCAGCAGGUACCACCUGAUGAGGCUAUACGGUUGCGCGCGCACGCGCUCUAACUGUUCCCACUCCCCUCUCCGAUAAUCGCCGGCGUUUCCUCUUUCAGCCAUUUUUUCCAGCGCUGUGAUGGGAGGAAGCGGCAAGAAGGUUCUUGACCCAAGCUGCAGCAUUUUGGUCCUUUUGCCAUUCCUUACUGGCCUUCGGAGACUUCUGUUUAACGGAAUGAAAUUCGGAUUCUUUGAGUUAUGUUUUAGCUUUCCUCUAAUCUGACCUUCUCUAUUGCAAUAUCUUCUGAGUUGGAACAUUCUUUCUUCGAUUCUUUUGCUUCGUUCUGGUUUCUUUCAACUCCGCUUCUUUUUAAAAUUGCUAGCGGAUUACCUAAUAGUGAGCUCAUCAUCGUUCACCAACCUUUCCCACAGCGAAACAAUCCUCCCUAGUUUUGUCGCGCGAGACGGGUGAGUCCGGAGGAGGAGUCGCUGCUGCUGCUGCUGCCGCCUCUGCCGCCUUCGCCUGGGGUUUCAGGACCUUGGAGAGCUUGCUUGGUCGGGGAACUGCGGUACCACCAACAGCUAAGCGACCAGAGGAUUGCGCAAUCCUCCCUCAAUUUGCAGGCGAUCCUGGCUCGCGAUUCACGAAGUUGUGAUCCAACACUCUCUUUUAUGUCUAUUAACUGUGAUGUGCCUGCUGGGACGCAAUUUAUGUCCAGGCGUAAUUCAUGUCCCUCCACUUUUCAUUGGUGGGUCAGCCCCAUAGCUGAUUUCAUCAAAAUCUAAUUGGCAACCCUACUUUUUUAGGCCUCUUUGCAGCGAGGACAAUCAGCCUUGUAUCCACAACUUACUUGCAAACAAAAGAAUCCUUAUUUGGUUUGGUUUUGAUUUAAGUAGAAUAUGAGUGGGUACAUAAAAAUUAAUAAACUGUGGUUUUCUGCUAGAGCUGAACAGCAUAGCAAUAUUGCAAUCAGAGUGGGAGGCUGGCAUUGUGAGAGAAGAGUGUAGUUGUGAAGCAGUUGUGAAAAUAUCUCAGAUUGCAAGAGAAUGUCAUUUAUUUACAAAGAUGGAGGUUAAUUGAAUACUGAAGAACAGUUGAAUACUCAUUCUAAAGACUCUAAAUAUUAAGAAAGAUCAAGAAGAUUCUACAAAUGUUCCAAAACAUGGGUUAUCUAGAGUAGAAGCGGGAAUUUUAAAAAGCAAGCAAACGGACAGUAGCAAACAAUUCUUCAGAAGAAUCAUAUUUAAGAUUGUAAUAAAGUAAUUGAGCAUAGACGUUGGCUUUUAGGACUCAAUUACUUAAAAGAACAAUAUAUUUCCAGCAAAAAGGUGUGAUCUACUUAAAUCAAUAUUACUAGUUUUAUAAAUUUUAAUUCUUUAAGAAGGAGCCAUAACCAAUCACUGCUAAAUGCCUAGCCUUCAGUUUUUUCUUCCCCUAAUGUCAUUUUAGAAUAUCCCUUCUUAACAUGCCUUCUUUUUAAAGCAAAAUUAACAUGGAGUUGUUAUAUAUUUCAUUUGAGUUAGUAGAAAAUACCAUACUGCUGUAUCAUUGGAACAUUUGAGAAAUUCUUUGUGAGAGGAAACAGUCUUUGCUGAAUGUGAAAUUAUCAAACCCAAGGAGUUCUCAUAAGUGAAAUUAAUCUUAAGACUUUUUCUACAAAAUGAAGAAAUUUAGUUUUCACAAAGUUUUGGAUGGUUUAACUUCAUCCCCUAGUGGAAACUGCAGUAGUAGUAUCAGUGGCAGUGGGCCUGGAAGGAACUCGGAGAACUCCGGAGAGGCUGCAGGGACACCCAGGGAUGAAAUUCAAGAAAGGCUGACUGCAGACUACUUUCAGAUAUGCAAGACAGUUCGUCAUGGAUUUCCAUAUCUGCCCACUGUCUUAGCUUUUGACCCAGUUCAAAAGAUUCUGGCUAUUGGAACAAGAACAGGUGCAAUACGAAUAUUGGGAAGGCCAGGUGUUGAUUGCUAUUGUCAUCAUGAAAGUGAUGCUGCUGUUCUGCAGCUUCAAUUUUUAAUUAAUGAGGGUGCUUUGAUUAGUGCAAGUUCAGAUGACAUGCUCCAUUUGUGGAAUCUAAGGCAGAAACGGCCAGCGAUUCUUCAUUCCCUGAAAUUUAACCGAGAAAGGAUUACCUUCUGUCAUCUACCUUUCCAAAGCAAAUGGCUCUAUGUGGGAACAGAGAGGGGAAAUACACAUAUUGUAAAUAUUGAAUCCUUCAUACUUUCUGGAUAUGUUAUCAUGUGGAACAAGGCAAUAGAAUUAUCAACAAAGACUCACCCUGGGCCUGUUGUGCAUCUAAGCGAUAGCCCAAGAGAUGAAGGAAAAUUAUUAAUAGGUUACGAAAAUGGGACCAUAGUAUUAUGGGAUUUAAGAGCAAAAAGAGCAGAUUUAAGAGCAUAUUAUGAUGAGGCUAUUCAUUCAAUUGGAUGGCAUCAUGAAGGGAAGCAAUUUAUGUGCAGUCAUUCUGAUGGCAGUUUAACUCUAUGGAAUCUAAAAAGUCCCAGCCGGCCUUUCCAGAUAAUCAUUCCUCAUGGUAAGAUUCUGCGAGAUGGGAAAAAAGUUGAAUCUUGUAAGCCCAUUCUUAAAACAGAAUACAAGACCUGUAAAAAUAGUGACCCUUUUAUCAUUUUUUCUGGUGGACUUUCUUAUGAUAAACCUUGGCGAAGGCCAGGUCUGACAAUCAUGCAUGGAAAAGCAAUUACAGUGCUUGAGAUGGAUCAUCCUGUGGUUGAUUUUUUAACUCUUUGUGAAACUCCAUAUCCAAAUGAAAUUCAAGAACCCUAUGCUGUUGUUGUACUAUUGGAAAAAGAUCUAAUUGUUGUUGAUCUGACUCAAAGCCAUUUUCCCAUUUUUGAAAAUCCUUAUCCCAUGGACAUUCACGAUUCACCUGUUACCUGCACAGAAUAUUUUGCUGAUUGUCCUCCAGAUUUGAUUCCUGUGCUAUAUUCUGUAGGUGCAAAACAUAAGAAGCAAGGAUAUAGCAAUAAGGAGUGGCCUAUCACUGGUGGAGUAUGGAACCUAGGAUCACAGACAUAUCCUGAGAUUAUUAUUACAGGUCAUGCAGACGGAUCAGUAAAAUUUUGGGAUGCUUCUGCCAUCACACUGCAAAUGCUGUACAAAUUAAAAACUUCAAAAAUAUUUGAAAAACGAAAGUUGGAAGGCAAGCCAGCAAUAGAUAUGAUAGAAGAGGAUCCUUGUGCAAUCCAGUUAAUGUACUGGUGUCCUGAAAGUAGAAUAUUUUGCAUAGCUGGUGUCUCUGCAUAUGUUAUCGUUUAUAGAUUCAGCAAACAUGAAGUUAAUACUGAAAUAUCGUCUUUAGAGGUGAAGCUCCAGAAUGAGAUAGAAGAUACCAUUAGUCCUGAAGCAGAAAUUAUGACUUCAUUUGCUGAUGCCUCUUCCAAUUUUUCAUCUUUAAAAGACCUCUCAGACAAUUGCAAUGCUUCAUCUGAGCAAACAAUGGAUUGUAGUCCAUUUCUCAGUGUGAAGACUCGUGCUGUAAGAAUGCCCCCUGGUUAUCAAGCAGAACUUGUUAUUCAAUUGUUGUGUGUAGAUGGUGAGCUUCCUCAACAAAUAACCAGCCUAGCAAUGAAUUCAGCCUAUGGAUUAAUUGCAUUUGGAAACUGCAAUGGUCUGGUUGUUGUAGAUUUUAUGCAGAAGACUAAACUGCUGAGCAUAGGAAGCUUUGACCUCUAUGGAUCGAGUGAUCCCUAUCAGCGCCAACCUCGUUCUCCUCGCAGAAGCAAGCAAUUUAGCGCAGGUGUCACAGAGAUACUGGAUGGUCCAUUUCCAAUGGAGCUGGAGCGGUGCAGGUCCCCCACAGCUUCAGAUUCUUUAAAUGGACACUGUACAAAUCCAACUUCCCUAACUUGCAGUUCUGGAAAACGACUGUCCAGUGCAGAUGUUUCCAAAAUCAAUCGUCGUGCUCCUGGAAAGCCUCCAUUUAGGAAAGCACAGUCUGCUGCUUGCAUGGAGAUCUCUUUGCCCAUCACAUUGGAAGAAAACAGAGAGAACUCAUUCAGUCCUUCUCGAAGUUCUAGCAUCUGCAGUAUUGACAAAGAAUCUAAGGAAGCAAUCACAGCUUUAUAUUUCAUGGAGUCAUUUUCACGGAAAAAUGACACAUCUUUGUCUCCUUGCCUUUGGGUUGGAACAGGCCUGGGUGUAGUCUUGACUCUUUCCCUUCACCUUCCCACUGUCGAUGAAUUAAGGCCAACGGACCCAGUAACAAUUUCACUCAGUGGUACAAUUUUGUCACUAAAAGGAGCAGUGUUAACCUUUGCUUGCUUGGACUGCAUGGGAACAUUAAUACAUCCUCCCUAUGAAGCAUGGAAAGAUCCAAAUGCCACUGAGGAUAGUGAAAGAACCAAUAAAAGGAAACCUGUCCUUCAUUCUUCAUGCUCCCAGAACACAGGAGACCACCAGCUUGCCAUUAUCUGCUCAGAGAAACAAGCCAAAGUAUUUUCAUUGCCUUCCCAGAUAUGCCUCUAUGUUCACAACAUCACAGACACAUUAUUUUUGCGAGCAGAUGUGGUGACCCUCUGUAACAGUGUUUGCUUGGCAUGUUUUUGUGCCAAUGGGCAUAUCAUGAUACUGAGUUUACCCAGCCUUCGCUCGCUGCUAGAUGUGAAUUAUUUGCCUGAAAUAGAUACAAGGAUUGCCCGGACCUUUUGUUUUACCAAUGAAGGACAAGCUUUGUAUCUUGGUUCUCCAACAGAAGUCCAGCGACUGAACUAUAGCCAGGAAAUGUUUGACCAUCUGCAGGACAUGCUUGGUGAUUUGUUCAUUCCCAUGGACACCCCAGAGGCCCAAUACAGAGGUUUUCUGAAGGGGCUAUUUGGUGGAACUGGUGGAACACUUGACCGAGAAGAUCUGUUUGGCGAAGCAACAUCAGGAAAAGCAUCUUGUACUCUUGCUCAACAUAUUCCUGGAUCGAUUGAGAGUAUGAAAGGAGCUGCAGGAGGUGCUCUUGGAGAUCUGGCUCGUGCACGUCUUGCUCUUGAUGAAAGGGGACAAAAACUUGGGGAACUAGAUGAAAAGACAGCAAGAAUGAUGUCAAGUGCAGAAGCAUUUUCCAAACAUGCACAUGAGGUAAUGAUCAAAUACAAGGAUAAAAAAUGGUACCAGUUCUGAUUUUCAACAUGGAAGCUCUCCCUGAAUGUGCUGUAUUGAGAAAUUAGGGGGACAAGCUUCAACAGAUCAGUCUCUUGGCAGAAGCAGCCCUUGUUCCAUGCUGUUUCCUUUUUCCUUUCCUGUCCCUCAGAGAGUCAAAGAUUGUUUUCUAAGGCCACUGCAUGGUGGAUCUUUGCAUCUAUCUUGAGUCUUUUCCAAAUGAUCAAUAUCUAAAAGGUAACAUUUAACUGGCUUUGAAUAUAAGCUGUAGAAAGCAUAAUUCCUGGUUUGAAGCAGCAUGUAUAUAUUAGAUUGUUAAUGCAAUUACACUGAACAAAAUUUUGCAUGAUUAACUGGCUUCCUAUACAAAAAAAGCAAAGCAUGCUAUGACUAAGGAAAGGAGUUUUAUUGUUAUAUUCCACAUAUACACAUAGAUAUUUUAAAACAUUUCUAGCAUGUUGCUUUCAGCUGAAAAUAAACUGUAUUUCUCUUAUUUGAAAUUCUUUUUUCUAUAGGCAAGUUUAGUUUGAAAACAGUGCAUUUCAUUAGUUAACAAAUAAAGUCACAUAAAGUUCAGUGGCCAAACCUUUGUGCUUUCUUUAUGGGAUGUCUAGACAUUUUUAGACAGAUGUUACUAUUGUAUACAAUAUUACAUAUAUUCUUUAAGUUUGUUCCAUCAAAGUUCCAGAUAAUUUUGCAACUUUUCCAAAGUUCAUUGGUUAUAUGCUACAUUACUAUCCAAAUUUUUUUGGAUUAAAUGUUUUUGUCUUAAACUUUCCUUAACUUUGCAUAUUUUGUAAAGUUUUUGAGCUGAGAAAUAUCUUGAUGCAGAUUGUGGUGGAUUUUCUGAAUUAUGUUUCUGGUUUCGAUGGACUUGAAAGAAAUCUGAUGGAUUUCUCCAACAAUGAAAGUCUUGGCUUAUACUUUAGGAACUGCAGCAAAAAUUUAUAAAUAAACUAUACAGAUUACAACUAGUGUUGUUUUCUUUUUCAGUAAUUAUAGUAGAAAACAUAUCUGGUAAGCAGGUUAUAUUAAGAUAUACCUUUCAUUGAUAAAAUGGAUUGCAAGGGCCUCUUCUGGGAAAUCCCCAAAUUAGGCCACUGGACACUAAUAUGGCCAAGAAUGAAGUGGGGGUAAAAAGGCUUUUUAAAAACUUCAUAAAGGGAUGAAUAUCAUUUUGACAACAAAGUUGGUGUCAAUAUGUUAUCCCUUCCACAAAAAGCUUCCUGAUGCAUUUACCAAGGAACAGCUAGUCUCUCCAGAGAAUUAGGCAAGACUGAGACAAACAGGUUUAUCUCUGAUUAGUUGCCACUCAUAGAUGCUGAAGUUACUUAAAGCAUAAUGCCAGAUAGUUCCAGUUAGGACAAAAGUGGAAGAGAAACCAUGCCGUCUAGUAAAAAAUGUAGUGAACAAACAUCUACAAUUCACAAAGCCCAUAAGUGAUGAAAAGAGGAAAGGGUUGCCAAGGAAGAUACAGAAAAAAAAAUCUGAAUUCUAAGAAGUCUAAAGUUUGAAAGGAAUGGAGGCUGAUGAAACUUUCAAAACAAAAGGAAAAGCAACACUGAACCAACUACUCAAUGAACAUACCAAAAGGACCACAAAAUGAUGACAGGUUAGGUGGACUGCUCUACUGUAUUAAAAGAGUAUGAAGGUGUAAAAUAGUUUUAUAAACUUGUGCAUAGAAUGGAGAAACAUACUAAAUAAAAUUAUCCAGGUUUAUUACAGAACCAGGAACAAUCUCUUAUCACACUUGAAGUAUGCAGUUAAGCAUUGUAUGGGUAUCUAAGCCAACAAAUGUUGAUGUAAAUUCUUAGCAAGAGUUUUAUGCUUAUAUAAGAAAAUAAAUAAAAAUAAAAAUAAAAUGAAUUUGUUAUUUAUCAUUUAGUAAAUGAAAAUUAUUUAAGUAAUUGAGAACUUGGUUAUGGUUACUUUAAUGUGGGAUGCGCUACAAAAUUAGGGAACUGGACUUAGACGCAAGACAAAUAGAAAUUAAAUUGUACAGUUUAACUGUGGAUUAUACUAUCAUAAUUAUGGAUGGUAAUCAUAAAAGUUCCUUUAACAAAAACACUUUUAAUAAACAACAAUUAAAACCAA
This is a messenger RNA of Crotalus tigris (Tiger rattlesnake), 10654 nucleotides long. RefSeq names its product syntaxin binding protein 5 like (gene STXBP5L). Gene Ontology annotation, cellular component: cytoplasm; SNARE complex; plasma membrane. Bases 5117 to 8581 code for a protein of 1154 amino acids. Lineage: Eukaryota; Metazoa; Chordata; Lepidosauria; Squamata; Viperidae. The transcript has 26 exons. Gene Ontology annotation, biological process: regulation of exocytosis; regulation of protein secretion. Gene Ontology annotation, molecular function: GTPase activator activity; syntaxin binding; myosin II binding. The record is from RefSeq and is a predicted model, not a curated record.